AUGCGAUGGUUGUCCAGACCAGAGCGUCGUGAACUCAUCCUAGCUCUCUUCUCAAUCUCCAUCUACCUGUUCGCGUACAACCUCGAGACGUCCUUAAACUUUGUUGGCAUCGACCCGGUCGCAGCACAAGGCACUGUCCUACGUUCACUAGGCCUCGGCAGCACCAAGGUUAUCGGUCGCGACGGACGUAAACCUCCAGGAUGGCGGGACGAGUUGGAGUUGGAAAUCUUUGGGUCUUGGGAUUGGCAAGAAGGGAAUGUUGCAGGUGACGGGGCAGAGAGAAGCCAAGGCAAGGGUUCUGGUCGACAUGGCGCACAGUGGGUGCGCAGAGACACAAUCAACAGUGUGAACGCCCGGAGCCCACAAGACAAUGAAUCCGUCAACAAUGCUCGUCUGUGGUGGGGCGACGAUAUCCCUCUGACCCAAGUCAUCAAGCAUGCACCUGGCUAUUCUAUUGUGGACAACGUCUUUGCGUUCAAUGGAUCUGUGUAUCUUGUUACAGACGACAAGUCUAGUUUGCCUCCAGUAACGUCUAUCAUGGAGACUAUGGGCACUGGCUUCUCUCGCUGGGAAGUAUUGACCAAGGAGGAAGGUCAGCGAACCCUUGGGAAGUACGGUGGAAUAAUUCGAGGCGUCUCUUGGAUGUCUGGCAAUCCUUCUCCAUACAAUCUCACCCUAUUCGACCUUUGGCGGCUUCAGAGCACUCUAGACCCAUCCAUAGAUGCUGAAGGACGAACCACCCUUUCUCCACCACACCGCCUCAUCUUCCCCCACACCCGCUUCUUCACCGAUCCCAAUCCACCAAACGAACAACACUGGAUUCGCCGUGUACGUGCGGAGACUGGGUUCCAUCCCUACCUCGUAAAGGCAGCCUUCCCACACCUCGACAUUCAGUACUAUGAAGACUGGGAAGAUAUACACAAGAUGGCUGUUCCAUUCGUCUACGAACGCCUCGUUGUCUCCGAUCGUAAAGCCGCUGCUGCGUCUGUGAAUCGAGGUCAGCCUGUCAACUCGCCCGUGUUUGGUCUGGAGACGUCAAAAUACUGGUGGGAACCCAUCCGUCGAACGUUGGCGCUCUAUUUUGAUAGACUAAUGGAAGAGGUUGAUGCGGCGAGUGCGAAGAAGCAGGGGUUUUUCUCGUUCAGAGGUGGUCCCAAGCCUGUGAUCACGUUUAUUGAUAACCAGAAGGAAGGGGCUGCGAAGGGUCAGGCUGUUCUCGCUGCUGAAGAUUACAGCAGGCUCGGGCGUUCGUUGAGGAGGAUGGCGAGGGAGAGGGGAUACGAGUUCCAUACUGUUUCCACCAAUUUGACAGAGACGUCUUGGGAUCACAGGAUGGACACGAUAGUUCGGUCUACGAUUGUGCUGGGUACUCACGGUAACCAUCUACUGGAUUCCGUUUGGAUGCGGCCUUCGUCCAAGGCGACGUUGAUUGAAAUCUUCCCUCAAGACGAGUUCGUCCUAACACGCGAACUGCCUGCUCGGUCCAUUGGGGUCAACUACGUUGCAUGGAGGGGAAAUCAGUUGAGUCGUGUUCGGUGCCGGGCGUUUUCAGGUGAAAAUCUACCGACCACCUCGACGGAAACAAAUCAGCCUGUUAGCGUCGAUGCUGAUGCACUGGCGAACACCAUUCAUGAAAUUCUCGCCAGGAAAGAACGGUAG
Molecule: messenger RNA, 1659 nt
Organism: Coprinopsis cinerea okayama7#130
Lineage: Eukaryota; Fungi; Basidiomycota; Agaricomycetes; Agaricales; Psathyrellaceae
Exons: 6
Coding region: 1-1659 (552 amino acids)
Source: RefSeq, a predicted model, not a curated record